AUGAUUGACUUCGUCAGGUGGUGUCGCAGGCAGACCGCAACACGCGGUCCGGAAUUGCCAAAGACCAACGGGGCUACUGGGGACCCGAGCUGCCUCCAAUCGCUACCUACAACAGAAGACAACAUUAGCCUGGGGACUGGAGCGAUCGACCGUGAUCCCGUGUACGGCGACCCGAUUAGUGGACCAAGAAAGAGACGCCGAAGCUACAGCCACAGCCACGGGGAUAAAGAUCGCGAGCGGCCUGUCGAAGCGCCACACUCGAUUCUGGGAAACUCAAAGAAGCGGCGACCCAACUCCUCCUCCUCUCGUAUCAAGGAUUCCGAACGCUGGGGCGACGAACGCCCUUCUAGCUUCGUAUCCGAUUCCAAUGUAGAGAAAAGUGAUGACCCCUCGAGUGGUAUCCGCCCCGCGUCGGUGUCGUUAAUGAAUUUAUCUGAAGGGACAGCUUCAGCAGAGGAGAAGUUAGUUUCUAAAUACGAAGAUACACUGAAGGGAAAUGAGAAGGAGUGGUAUCUCCGUCUUCAGAGACUUAUGAAUACGAUUCGGGAAAACUCAAAGGAGCGGCGACCCAACUCCUCCUCCUCUCGUAUCAAGGAUUCCGAACGCCGGGGCGACGAACGCCCUUCUAGCUCCGUAUCCGAUUCCAGUAUAGAGAAAAGCGAUGACCCCUCGAGUGGUGUCCGCCCCGCGUCGGUGUCAUUAAUGAAUUCAUCUAAACGGACAGCUUCGACAGAGGAGAAGUUGAUUCUUAAAAACAAAGAUACACUGAAGGGAAAUGAGAAGGAGUUGUAUCUCCGUGUUGAGAGAUGCGUGGAUACGAAGAUGUAUCAGGAUGGUGCUUGGGAGACGAACGUGACCAGCAUAUGGGAGGAAGAGGCUGCAAAACUCCAAGCUGAGAAGGAGGGGGUGGUUGCAAAGCUAGCAUCUCCAAGUAUCACUGCCAAUAUGACCGAAGUAAGAAAGGCCCCAUCAAAAAAGCAGGUCACUUCGCUUGAGCGCCGUCAAGAGCGAGCCCGCCAAAGUCUAAUGAGAGUCUGCAAAACGCAUAUUAGAGAAUGGUAUAAGCUCGAUGGGCUUUCGCCAGACGAAUUAGCUAAAAGAGUCAAUUAUCUUCUGGACGAAGAACGCUUUCAAUCUCCAGAGGACCAUUACGACGAUAGCAAGGGUCAUCCAUCAUUUCGUUUCCACGCCCCACAGCUACGGAAGCUGACCGUUGAGAGGUUCUUUGCAAAGCCACAAGCCUCUGGACGUAAAGAUCCGACGUUAGCAAAGAUCUACGCUUAUGGUAAAGCACCCUGCAUCUAUGCAGCAACAGUCCAUCAGUGCCUCACGGCUUGGAGAGAUGGAAGCUUUGAUAAGAGCAUCAAAAACACAAAAGCAGUAAUGAACAAGAUUUUGCAAAAGCAGCUAGCAACUUGGAACAACCUAUCAGACAACUAUCGGGACAAUGUCUGUAGGGGUUUAAAGCAGAGUAUGCUGGAGGCGGUGCCUGAGAACGACAGAUGGGAAACCCUGGUUCAACCACGACGUGAGCCUACAGAUUGCGCCAACUUAGAUCGAGCUCAACACACAUACUGA
Letharia columbiana is the source of this 1578-nucleotide messenger RNA. RefSeq lists its product as uncharacterized. The transcript is spliced from 4 exons. NCBI's taxonomy places the organism in Eukaryota, Fungi, Ascomycota, Lecanoromycetes, Lecanorales, Parmeliaceae. Bases 1 to 1578 code for a protein of 525 amino acids. The record is from RefSeq and is a predicted model, not a curated record.